Monascus purpureus is the source of this 3158-nucleotide messenger RNA. The record is from the annotation of a GenBank genome assembly. NCBI's taxonomy places the organism in Eukaryota, Fungi, Ascomycota, Eurotiomycetes, Eurotiales, Aspergillaceae.
CCCAUGCGUCGCCGCAUAAUCAAGACAAUUAUUCCUUUUCCUUUUUCCUAUCGUUUUUGAUACUUAUCCUGCUCUCUGCCGUCCAAUCGAUAUGAUCUUCUAGACCCCUUUCCGCCAGUUUAACCAUGGAUAGACAGCCCAAGACCCCCGGCCGAGCUCCCAGCAACAUCCCACGGUUAUCCUCCAGAUUACCAGUGCCGACUACAUCCAGAUCCGUGAAACCUUCUCCGUCUCGGGAACGGCUCAGAGCUGACCCGGGUCUUGACCUCACGAGACUGCGGAGGCCGUCCGAGGAGACCGAAUUCAAAAAGCCGCCGCUUCCUAAGAUCCCUCCCCUACCUAAACCUCAAAACAAUGGGAAAGAUGCAUCUCAUCUGCGAACAAGUGUUGGAACAACAAUUGUGGAAGGGCCCCCGAGCUUUGAGACCACCCAUGAUGAGCACGGAAUGGAGACGCGAGGCCGUGCAAGAGUGACACGACCCUCUUUGUCAGAGCGGACCAUUGAGACUCUAUCUCAAAUCCCACCGUCCCCUGGAUCUUUGAAAAAAAGAGAUGGAUUCUUUUAUUCAGUCAGUCCAAUACGUUCGCCUUCGCGUGCAUCAUCGGGGAUGAGUCAUUCCAGGUCACCAUCUAGGCCUCCGUCAGCCCAACAGAAUGGAACCGACCUGCUCCCACAACCCCCCACUACCAUGCGCUUACCGUCGAGGUCACGCAUGUCGACUGGACCUUCCUUGACGUUGAAUCAUACGUCGACUGAUCGCAGAUCUAUCACCUCUGCCAAAAGCCCCUCUAGGUUGAAGAAGCCCACUCCGAGAACGAGUUCCGGCCCGGGAGCGCUGUCAUCCAAUACCGCUACUCCCCCGAGACGAUCUGAAACGCUCUCACCAAUUAAACCAGUGUACAAUGGAUCUAAGAAUACCAGUUCGAAGGCACCGGAAGCCUGCCCAGCCUCGAGCAAAGCAUUCAAGAGACCAUCUGAGCCAGUGAUGGACUCUUCACAGCACACCAUAUUUGUCAAAAAGACACGGGCCCGGUCAAGUAUUUCGUCGACUACUAACUCGCCUUCGUCUUCUUCUGUUUCUAAGCCAUCCUCAGUCUCGUCUGACAAUACAGCACUAGAACGGCAAGAUGAAAGCGAAAUGAGAAAGGCUUCUAAAUCUUCUACUGCUCUGCGGGAGACAAUUGCAAAGGCUAAAGCUGCGCGAAAAGCGUCAAAGGGGGGAGCUGCGCAGGCUGGAUUUGUUGAUCCUUGGGAAAGUAUCGAGAUCCACGACCCCUUCAGCCAGCGACCCAAGGAGGACCAAACCAAGGUUCUACUUCGAAAGCGAGUAGAAACUGCGCGGACUUCAGGCCAUCUGAAUAUUUCCGCACUGGCUCUAAAAGAGCUACCAAAUGAAGUGAUGACUAUGUACGACUUCGACCCGAACUCCACUGCGGGCUGGUACGAAAGCGUAGACCUUGUCAAGUUGAUUGCUGCCGACAAUGAACUGACCGAACUCACCGACACCGCAUUUCCUGAUGUUGACCCCUAUGCAUUGGAUCCGGAUGCUGAUGAGAGAGGCAAUCAAUUUGGAGGGUUAGAAGUACUGGACCUUCAUCGAAACUCACUCCAGUCUCUUCCCAUAGGGUUCAGGAGAUUGCAGCGAUUGCACACCUUGAACCUGUCGAAUAACAAACUGAGAAUGGAUGAUAUCCAUGUUGUGAUGGAAAUCGAGACUCUUACUGAUCUGAAGUUGGCAAACAAUGCCUUGCAAGGCUCAUUUACUUCCGCAAUCAGUCAACUCAGUGAUUUGGAAACUCUAGACCUCCACGGCAACUCUCUCACAGAUCUUCCCGAGACAUUGGUGGGUUUGACCUCCCUUAAAGUGCUGAACGUUGGUGAAAAUCAGCUCGAAACUCUACCAUUUGAAAAUUUGAGCAAACUUUCAUUGAGAGAACUGAGUGCCCCGAAAAAUAAGUUGAAGGGGACUUUGAUUCCGACCACCGUACACCAGUUGCAAAAUUUACAAACUCUCGACGUCUCUAACAAUUCAUUGGAAAUGCUUUCCGAGGAUGAGAAACUUGACUUUCCCAGUCUCCAAACUUUGUCAAUAGCCUACAAUCGUAUAACGAGUCUACCUGACGUAUCAUCUUGGCAGGCUCUUCUGACCCUGUCAGCGGAGGAUAAUAAUAUAACAGAUUUCCCUCGAGGAUUCGUUGAUUUGAAAAGGCUCAGAAACGUUGACUUGUCAGGAAACGGGAUUUCACGGUUAGACGAAAGGAUUGGACUGAUGGAUAGUCUCACCGUAUUCCGGAUUGCCAACAACCCAAUCCGAGAACGGAAGUUCCUGAAUAUGGGUACUGAGGAUCUCAAGAACGACCUAAGGAAUCGUUGUCAACCAGAGGUCCUAGAGACGGAUGACGAGGAGGGUUCUGUGGCGACACAGUUCACUCUUGCUCCUGAAACCCAAGCUGAGGAGACCUCCUGGCAGGUUAAAUCUGGUGGCGUCCUUGACAGGUCGCACACUGAUAUGAGCGAGUUCAACGUGGAUAAUCUUGAACCGAUAAUUUCCCAGGACAUCCGAUGUCUGUAUCUGCAUCACAACGAGCUCCACAGCUUUCCGACUCCAGCACUUAGUAUGAUCGCGGAUGGUUUGACAGACCUUGACCUCUCGAACAAUCCGCUGAAUGAUGACACGCCUCUCGCUAUAUCCUUGACGCUCCCUAAUCUACGAACUCUCAACCUGGCUUCUGCAAGCCUGAAGUCACUUGAACCCUUAUUUAUGAAUCUGUCGGCUCCUUCUCUCACCUUCCUUGACGUAUCCUACAAUCGUCUAACAGGACCUCUUCCGUUUAUGCGACAAAAAUACCCAAAGCUGUUGACGUUCCUGGCAGCUGAUAACCAGAUUAGUAGUCUGGAAUUUGAGGCAGUGCAGGGUCUCCAAGUUCUCGAUGUGAGUAACAACAAUAUCAAUUCUCUUCCGCCAAAAAUUGGCCUGCUGCGUGCCGAAGGUUCCAGUAAAAACUGGGGCGGUGGAUCGGCCCUGAAAAGGUUUGAAGUUGCAGGCAAUACCUUUAGGGUUCCUAGGUGGCAGAUUGUUGCCAAGGGGACUGAUGCUGUCCUGGAAUGGCUAAAGAACAGGAUCCCUGAAGAUGAGCUUCUUCAAUGGGAAUCAUGA